AUGAGUGAGCAGCGAGGCAGUGAGACAAAGUUUGUGAAUAAGCAGCGAGGCAGUGAGACAAAGUUUGUGAAUAAGCAGCGAGGCAGUAAGACACAGUGUGUGGUUGAGCAGCGAGGCAGUAAGACACAGCUGAUGAUUGAGCAGCGAGGCAGUGAGACACAGUUGGUGUCUGAGCAGAGAAGUAGUGCGACACAAUUGCAAGAAAGUGAGACACAGUUGGUGAGUGAGCAGCGAGAAAGUGAGACACAAUUGAUGAGUGAGCAGCGAGACAGUGAGGCACAGAUGGUGGGUGAGCAGCGAGACAAUGAGACACAUUUCGUGUCUGAGCAGCGAAGGAGUGAGACACAGUUGAUGAGUGAGAGCGAGGCACGAGGCAGUGAGACACAGUUGGUGGGAGAGAAGCGAGACAGUGAGACACAGUUGGUGUCUGAGAAGAGCGGCAGUGAGAACCAGUUGGUGAGUGAGCAUCGAGGCAGUGAGACACAGUUGGUGAGUGAGAAGAAAAGUAGUGAGACACAGUUUGUGAGUGAGCAGCAAGGCAGUGAGACACAGUUGGUGGCUGAGCAGCGAGGCAGUGAGACACAGUUGUUGACACAGUUGGUGUCUGAGGUGCGAGCUAGUGAGACACAGUUGGUGAAUCAGCAGCGAGGCAGUGAGACACAGUUGGUGAGUGAGCAGCAAGGCAGUGACACACAGUUGGUAGGUGAGCAGCGAGGCAGUGAGACACAGUUGGUGUCUGAGCAGCGAGAUAGUAAGACACAGUUGGUGUCUGAGCUGCGAGGCAAUGAGACACAGUUGGUGUCUGAGCAGCGAGAUAGUAAGACACAGUUGGUGUCUGAGCUGCGAGGCAGUGAGACGCAGUUGGUGUCUGAGCUGCGAGGAAGUGAGACGCAGUUGGUGUCUGAGCAGCGAAGUACUGAGACGCAGUUGCGAGACAGUGAGACACAGUUGGUGUCUGAGAAGAGCGGCAGUGAGACACAGUUGGUGAGUGAGCAUCGAGGCAGUGAGACACAGUUGGUGAGUGAGAAGAAAGGUAGUGAGACACAGUUUGUGAGUGAGCAGCAAGGCAGUGAGACACAGUUGGUGGCUGAGCAGCGAGGCAGUGAGACACAGCUGGUGUCUGAGCUGCGAAGGAGUGAGACACAGUUGCUAGGUAGUGAGAAACAGUUGGUGUCUGAGCUGCGAGGCAGUGAGACACAGUUGGUGUUUAAGCAGCAAAGCAGUGAGACACAGUUGGUGUCUGAGGUGCGAGGUAGUGAGACACAGUUGGUGAGUGAGCAGCGAGGCAAUGAGACACAGUACGUGAGUGAGCAGCAAGGCAGUGAGACACAGUUGGUAGGUGAGCAGCGAGGCAGUGAGACACAGCUGGUGGGAGAGCAGCGAGGCAGUGAGACACAGUUGGUGUCUGAGCAGCGAGAUAGUGAGACACAUUUGGUGUCUGAGCUUCGAGGCAGUGAGACACAGUUGGUGUCUGAGCUGCGAGGCAGUGAGACACAGUUGGUGUCUGAGCUGCGAGGCAAUGAGACACAGUUGGUGUCUGAGGAGAGCGGCAGUGAAACACAGUUGGUGGCUGAGCAGCGAGGCAGUGAGAAACAGUUGUUGGUGAGUGAGCAGCGAGGCAGUGAGACACAGCUGGUGGGUGAGCGGCGAGGCAGUGAAGCACAGCUGGUGGGUGAGCAGCUAGGUAGUGAGAAACAGUUGGUGUCUGAGCUGCGAGGCAGUGAGACACAGUUGGUGUUUAAGCAGCAAAGCAGUGAGACACAGUUGGUGUCUGAGGUGCGAGGUAGUGAGACACAGUUGGUGAGUGAGCAGCGAGGCAAUGAGACACAGUUGGUGAGUGAGCAGCAAGGCAGUGAGACACAGUUGGUAGGUGAGCAACGAGGAAGUGAGACACAGCUGGUGGGUGAGCAGCGAGGCAGUGAGACACAGUUGGUGUCUGAGCAGCGAGAUAGUGAGACACAUUUGGUGUCUGAGCUUCGAGGCAGUGAGACACAGUUGCGAGGUAGUGAGACACAGUUGGUGUCUGAGCUGCGAGGCAGUGAGACACAGUUGGUGUCUGAGCAGCGAGGUAGUGAGACACAGUUGGUGUCUGUGCAGCGAGGCAGUGAGACACAGUUGGUGUCUGGGCAGCGAGACAGUGAGACACAGUUGGUGUCUGAGAAGCGAGACUGUGAGACACAGUUAGUGAGUGAGCAACAAGACAGUGAGACACAGUUGUUGAGUGAGCAGCGAGACAGUGAGACACAGUUGGUGGAUGAGCAGCGAGGCAGUAAGACACAGUUUGUGGUUGAGCAGCGAGGCAGUGAGACACAGCUGGUGGGUGAGCAGCGAGGUAGUGAGACACAGUUGGUGUUUGAGCUGCGAGGCAGUGAGACACAGUUGGUGUCUGAGCAGCGAGGUAGUGAGACACAGUUGGUGUCUGAGCAGUGA
Molecule: messenger RNA, 2430 nt
Organism: Procambarus clarkii (red swamp crayfish)
Lineage: Eukaryota; Metazoa; Arthropoda; Malacostraca; Decapoda; Cambaridae
Source: RefSeq, a predicted model, not a curated record